AACAGCGUAAAUUAUGAAACAAAGUUCGCUUUGGCUAAGUCGUCAUUUAACUAGGCAGUAGUGCGGUUCAGAACAAGUCCACCUUUAAGCAUAAGUCAGGUGACGGGAAAGGAACAGUGUAGCGGUUGAAGAGUGCAAGAGGAGUCAAAAUGUUUCCUAGAACCAGUACUUUACUGUCCAUUAUAGCGGCUUUAUGCUUCGCUGGCACCAUAGCAAUGCCCUUAUUAGAUGAGGAGGAUGUGUCAACAGGCUUCGAUAAUGCAACGCUGGAAGAAUUGCAGACUAAUGUCAAUGAUACACCAAAGAAUCUAUAUGUUGUUAAGGCUGUUGUUUAUGAAAUCGGCAUUUUAACGGAAGUCGAUGAUAAUGAGACCAGUUUCGAAAGCGAAGAACGUGUUGAUUUAACCUUCUACGAUGCUCACUCCAAUCAAAGCCAUAUAAAUCUGGGAAAUGUGCCGCUACCGAUUCAAACGAAUAUUUCCGGACAAGUGCUAACUGGGAUUGCACCCGUCAAUAUUGGAGCGUUUAGUAAUCCAGCGGAUCUUUUACAAACACUGCCACUAACCGGGACUAUCGUUAACAUAACGCAUAGCAACACAGCUUUUUAUCAGCUCACGAAGUCAAACGCCAGUGACACAUUAAAGCCUCAUAUUACGGAUGUUGACGACUUGACAAAUGUUUCCAACCUGUAUCCGGUAGUGAGCCAGGUGCCAUUACAAAGACCAACUCCUUCGUCUGUUCAAUCUAAUUAUGUGGAAAGUUAAAAACUUUGAGUCUUGUUAAGCAGUUGACUUUAAAUGAGAAUAAGACUGCGGCUAUGUAAAUUGUUUGUAGAUAUAUAUGUAUGUGUAUAUGUAUUUUUAAAUAUUUAUUUAAGCAUGAAACAUUGC
Messenger RNA from Ceratitis capitata (Mediterranean fruit fly), 890 nucleotides. RefSeq lists its product as hypothetical. The record is from RefSeq and is a predicted model, not a curated record. Lineage: Eukaryota; Metazoa; Arthropoda; Insecta; Diptera; Tephritidae. Bases 150 to 764 code for a protein of 204 amino acids. The transcript has 3 exons.